CGGUUUUCCAGCUGUUUUCCCAUUUCUUUCGCAGGAAAGCAACAGCCGCCAUUAUUGGUGACAGUGGUGCAUUCUUCCUCUCCUUUCUGGAGCGAUACACUUUGUUUCCAUCGAAUGUUUACAGACGCUCUGCAGAUUUGAUCCAUAUUCUCUUUCUCGGCACUGAGACUUUGGGUAAUUAAUCAUUCCUUUUGUCUUGGGCUAGGGUUUGCAUUUUUGCUGAGGGAAGUUUUGGUGGAAUAGUUUGUCCAGAAUGGGGGAACUGGUUCCAAUUUACUUCAGUGUUGUCGCUUUCUUGUGCACAAGUGGAGCUAUUGCUUUGGCUGCUCUGCACAUAUUCAGGCACCUCUUGAAUUACACUGAGCCUACUUAUCAGCGGUUUAUUGUUCGUAUUAUCUUUAUGGUCCCGGUCUAUGCAUUGAUGUCUUUCUUGUCACUCGUUCUACCUGAGAGUUCAAUCUAUUUUAAUUCCAUUCGUGAAGUGUAUGAAGCUUGGGUCAUUUAUAAUUUCUUUUCGUUGUGUCUAGCAUGGGUUGGUGGUCCUGGAGCAGUGGUUGUAAGUUUGAGUGGCCGGGUUCUGAAGCCAUCGUGGUAUCUGAUGACUUGCUGCUUUCCACCUAUUCCGCUGGAUGGGCGUUUUAUACGGAAAUGCAAGCAAGGUUGCCUGCAGUUUGUGAUCUUGAAGCCCAUUUUAGUUGUUGUCACACUUGUGCUUUAUGCAAAGGGGAAAUAUAGAGACGGAAAUUUUAGUCCAAUGCAAUCGUACUUAUAUCUCACAAUCACAUAUACAAUCUCAUACACGAUGGCUCUGUAUGCUCUUGCAUUGUUUUAUGUGGCAUGCAAGGAUCUUCUUCAGCCAUUCAAUCCAGUCCCGAAGUUUAUCAUUAUAAAAUCUGUUGUAUUCCUGACUUAUUGGCAGGGUGUUUUAGUUUUCCUUGCUGCGAAGUUGAGAUUUAUUCAGGAUGCGGAAGAAGCUGCUCUACUUCAAAAUUUUAUCAUUUGUGUUGAGAUGCUUGUCGCUGCUGUGGGUCACUUUUAUGCGUUUCCAUACAAAGAGUAUGCUGGUGCUAACAUAGGUGUAACCCGUGGUUUCACAGCUAGCCUGGGGCAUGCCUUAAAGUUGAAUGAUUUUUACCAUGACACAGUCCACCAGUUUGCACCAACAUAUCAUGAAUAUGUUCUCUAUAGUAACAGUGAAGGCGAGGAGGGAGCAAGGAAGUAUAGGUCGCGGACUUUUGUUCCAACGGGCCCAGAGAUGGAUAGUGCUAGAAGAAAUAAACCGAUAUCUGGGAGUAAGUUAGAUGACAUACAACUCUCUUGUGUCCCUCCAUUUAGUCCUAGCACUCCCAUGAACUCUGGCUCUGCAUCUGAUGCCCCUCAUUCUACUGAAACGGGAUCUUCCUUGCUUGUGGAUAUAUCAAAUUCUGUGCCUCUGCCAUACUAUAUCGCCCUUGUUGAGCUGGAUCCAUCUAGUUACCCGGAAAAAGUUCCUGCAGCUGAUAAAGAUAGUAAUAGGUGAUUUUGACAGGCCCUUUGGAUAUGUUGUUGCCUGAGACAGAAGAAUUUGCAGGGUGGGAGUUGAACAUUUCCGUUGUGGUGGAAGAUAGCUAACUGUUCUUUGCGUAUUCUUGUGAAGAAUGGGUGCUGUGCUCCCUGCGUCAACUGGGUCGAUGUGACUUCGCAGCCCUCAAUCUGCCACAGCCCCUAGCGGAAGUGCAAAGCGGUCCUCAACUCAGAUUGUGAUUGUCUCCAGUGAGUGCAUCUUUUGUGCAUGUUGUAGAUAGAAAACUAGUGUCACGAUUCAAAGGUAACACAUACUCAGCGCGCUGGAAUCAACAUCAAUUUAUUGAUUUAUUUAUUCUUUGCACAUUCAAAUUA
Messenger RNA from Prosopis cineraria, 1878 nucleotides. RefSeq lists its product as uncharacterized. Bases 254 to 1519 code for a protein of 421 amino acids. Gene Ontology annotation, biological process: transport. Gene Ontology annotation, molecular function: transporter activity. The transcript has 7 exons. Lineage: Eukaryota; Viridiplantae; Streptophyta; Magnoliopsida; Fabales; Fabaceae. The record is from RefSeq and is a predicted model, not a curated record.